This is a messenger RNA of Hibiscus syriacus, 1220 nucleotides long. RefSeq names its product ribonucleoside-diphosphate reductase small chain-like. The record is from RefSeq and is a predicted model, not a curated record. The transcript has a single exon. Gene Ontology annotation, molecular function: oxidoreductase activity. Bases 156 to 1145 code for a protein of 329 amino acids. Lineage: Eukaryota; Viridiplantae; Streptophyta; Magnoliopsida; Malvales; Malvaceae. Gene Ontology annotation, biological process: deoxyribonucleotide biosynthetic process.
GGCAAGCUUCUUCCAAAAAUAAUUUUCAAAAUCCCGCGCUCAUUUUAGCCUAUAAAUGCCUUCUCCCCCUUCCCCAAAUUAUUCAUCACAAAAUCAAUUCUUCAGGAAAAAAAGCCCCCGUUUUCUCUUUUCAAUUUCCAAGUUGCCCUUCCAAAAUGCCUUCAAUUCCAGAAGAGCCACUGCUGACCGAGAACCCAGACCGGUUUUGUAUGUUUCCGAUCCAAUACCCACAAGUAUGGGAAAUGUACAAGAAAGCCGAAGCGUCCUUUUGGACUGCCGAGGAAGUCGAUUUGUCUUCCGAUCUCCGUCACUGGGAAACUCUCACCGCCGACGAGCGCCACUUCAUCACUCACGUUCUCGCCUUUUUUGCAGCCUCUGAUGGUAUUGUCCUUGAAAAUCUUGCCGUCCGGUUCAUGAAAGAGGUCCAAAUCUCCGAGGCGCGUGCUUUCUACGGUUUCCAGAUCGCCAUUGAAAAUAUCCACUCCGAGAUGUACAGUCUGCUCCUCGAGACUUACAUCAAAGAUUCCGAGGAAAAGAGUCGCCUCUUCCGUGCCGUUGAAACGGUACCGUGCGUGGCUAAAAAGGCCGAGUGGGCUAUGAAAUGGAUCAACGGCGGAGAAACUUUCGCCGAGCGGUUGAUAGCUUUUGCUUGCAUUGAGGGGAUCUUUUUCUCUGGAAGUUUCUGCGCCAUAUUUUGGUUGAAAAAGCGCGGGUUGAUGCCUGGAUUAACUUUCUCAAACGAGUUAAUCUCGCGAGAUGAAGGCCUCCACUGCGAUUUUGCUUGCUUGCUGUACGAUCUCCUCCGGUCAAAGCUGAGCGAAGAGCGCGUGAAGGGGAUAGUAAGAGAGGCUGUUGACAUUGAGAGAGAGUUUGUGUGCGACGCUCUGCCCUGUGCGUUAGUAGGGAUGAACGGCGAUUUGAUGAGUCAGUACAUCGAGUUCGUAGCGGAUCGGUUGCUGGGAGCUUUAGGGCACGGGAAAAUAUACAAUGUUGCAAACCCUUUUGAUUGGAUGGAACUGAUUUCGUUGCAAGGGAAAACCAAUUUCUUCGAGAAAAGAGUUGGCGAGUACCAGAAAGCGUCGGUCAUGUCCAGUUUGAACGGUAAUGGCGACACCCAUGAGUUCAAGAUGGAUGAGGACUUUUAGGGUUUGCUUAUAUUAUUUUGUUUUUGAUUGCCUUUGUAUCUUAUUUUAAUUAAAUGUCCCUUUCUUUAUAGUAAA